UAUGAGGCCCUUGAUGUGCACGCAUGUCGUGUGAAGUGAUCUGCCGGCCUUGGCAAGUGUUUUUUGUGCGAGUUCUUCGAUAAACUUUCCGGAAUCAGAAUCAUAAAUUAAACAGUUCAAAAAAAACCUCUCGAAGAAACGCACGUAAGGGAUUUGUAUGACAUUUUUCAAUCGCUAAAUAAUUAAAAAAUGGUGGAACAACAGAAGCAAAGAAUUGAGCUAGAAUUAUCGCGCCGCGUUGAUGACUUGGAUCGCACAAUCUUGCGUAAGAUGCAGGGCGAUAUGCACGAAUGUGCAGCACGUUGUUGCAGAGAUAGCAACGCCAGCAUGGAUUCUGUACAGCGUUGCAUAGAAGCUUGCUCGACGCCAGUGCAACGUGCCCAACAGCACGUAGAAACCGAACUGGGAAAUUUCAAUAACCGACUACAACGUUGCGUCAUGGACUGCAACGAUACCAUCAAAGAAAUGGGCCCGAAACCAUCUGACGAAGAUAUUUCCAAGUACACAUCGAUGUUCGAGCGUUGCGCAAUCAAAUGCGUCGACAAACAUGUAGAUCUGUUACCCGGGCUGUUCAAGUCCAUGCAACAGGUACUAGGGAAUAAAAACUACUAAUUCUGGAUAUGUUUGCUUAUUCGCAACUUAAUUUUUAUAAAACUGGUUACCGCAAGGCAUUUCACUGUUAAAAUUGUGGAGAGAUUUUUUUGUAAUAUUAAAGUGUAUAAUACGAA
Molecule: messenger RNA, 728 nt
Organism: Armigeres subalbatus
Lineage: Eukaryota; Metazoa; Arthropoda; Insecta; Diptera; Culicidae
Product: protein FAM136A-like
Cellular component (GO): cytoplasm
Source: RefSeq, a predicted model, not a curated record